Messenger RNA from Leptopilina boulardi, 881 nucleotides. RefSeq lists its product as uncharacterized. The transcript has 6 exons. Lineage: Eukaryota; Metazoa; Arthropoda; Insecta; Hymenoptera; Figitidae. Bases 138 to 881 code for a protein of 247 amino acids. The record is from RefSeq and is a predicted model, not a curated record.
ACCCAAAUCUGAAUUCUGGGAGAAGUAAAGUAGGAAAAUGCUUCCGAUUGGUCAAUUUUAGUAGGAAUUAGGAAUUUAGUGUCCUAAAUUCAAAUCAGUUACUGCAACUCGUUUUUCCGCCAUGGGACCAAUCAUCGAUGCACAUCAUAACUUUGACUAACGAAUGUUGGAAUUGCGGGUUUCAAAUAGGAAAUAGUAAUUGCCAAAUAUUUCAACAUUAUUGUUUUGCAAAUUUCGACGAAUCGAAACAUGCCUUGGUAGUAAGCAAAAAUGGAGUUGUGAGCAUGAAGGAAUUAUCAGCGAAAGAUAAAAAAAUGGCUGCAGAAAUUCAUUUAAUUGAGGCUUACCGUGAAAGACCAGGUUUAUAUGAUAAAAAGAUUCAACAGACGAUAUCUCCUGAAGAAAGAGAAAAAUUGUGGGAAGAAAUUGCUGAAGCUACAUGUUCUAGCCUGUGUAAUGAUGUCAAUGAACCAUUUCAAAGACCUUUACAAGAUGUUAAUAUUGAUAAUGAUGUUCAACACAAUGAUGAUAAUGAUUCUGAUGCAGAAUUGUCUUUAAAUUCUCCAACAAGAACGCCGUCUACCUCAAAAGAAAAUGCCGAACCACGUAGAAAAGAAAAACCGUCUCCUUUGAUCUACAAAAAAAAUAAAGCAAUGAGCAAAAAAGAAGAUUUGCAGUUAGUAUUAUUAGAAAAAAUUAAAUCGCACACAAUUAAAAAUCACUAUCACACAGACAUGCUUUUUUUGAGUUUUUCCGAAACAUUUAAAAAAUUAGACACUUUGCGCCAGCUUAGAGUUCAUAGAAUAUUUAUUGAAAUAUUGGAAAAAGAGUUUAUUGAUCAAGGAAACCGAUGCCCCGAGAAUACUGAAUAUGAUUCUUAG